GUAUUCAAGCGUCACUUCGUUUUAUUUCAUGGAGAUGUGAACGCAACUUCGAGCGUUUCAACAUGUGCCUUUGCCCCGAGGAAUUUGCUUUCCGUCGUCUCAAAUUGAGUCAUCCUUAUGCAAGUGCGUUUGCGACAUCGCCGUGGCUACCCCUUCCUUUGUUCCUCAUUUACCGCCUCAUCGCCGCCUUCUACUUUCUGUCAUGGUUGAUCUACAGUGGCUUUAGCGAUGGUAACUACUGGUUCAUUUUCCUUAGUAACUGGGUCCUUACCUUUGUAACCGCUUACUUUCUGCUUGCCAUGUUCAUUACUACCCACUAUUGCUGCGGAUCUGGAGUCGAAGAUGACCCGGCUGGCUACGGACCUCGUCGUUUCAAGUCGGAAACCUACAUCGUGGGAUUGUCUUCCGAAGAUGAAAACGAGACCGAAGACGAAGGGACAUCCUAUGCCACUAAAGAAGAUGAUGAAGACGGGCUGAGCUGGCCACAGAAGGUAUUGUGGGUACUUUUCGACAUAGGAAGUGUUACUUCGCUGGUAGUCACCAUUUUCUAUUGGUCAACGCUGUACCCUGUAAAAGGUGGAGCAAUCGAUGGUUUGAACAUAAACGAACAUAUUUUAGCUGCCGUUUUUAUGCUGAUAGAAGUCGUAUUUAGUAAUAUUCCCAUCCGUCUCCUGCAUUUUUUCUAUCCUCAUGCGUUUUCUUCGAUCUACGUGCUUUUCAGCGUGAUUUACUGGGGCGCUGGGGGAAAGAAUAAGGAAGGCCUGAAUUACAUAUACCAGAUCAUUGAUUACGAAAAAGAACCAGGUCGUGCCAUUUUUAUGGUGUUCUUCUUGUUAAUUGUAACGCAAACAAUGGUGCAUUUGUUCCUCUUCAUAUUGUUCAGAUUUAGGGCGUGGCUUAUAUCUAAACUCCAAUGAACCCAAGUAAAGUAUGGUUAUCAUUGAACGUUAAGAGGACUUGCAAAACGUAAAGAACGUUGUUAAGCUCAGUGAGACGCAAAGUCUGCCAUAUGUUAAGUUGCUAAAAAUACAACCACUUUUAAGAGAAGAACUGUCCAGAGAAUAAUCUCUCGAGAACUGUAUAAUAAACUCAUAAGUCUCUCACCCGAGGAAAAUUGAUCAAGAAAAUGUUGGUCGCAUUAUUUUCCCUUGAAUGAAUUCAUAAAUUCUGCCAAAAGUGGGACGAUAAAGUAUCUUGCUUACUAGCGGGUUCUCUAAGGUGAUAUAAAGUUGUUCUUAAUCCUUUAAAUCCUAAGAGUGAUUAGCAUCUAAUUUCUCCCUACAAUAUCACCCCUGAAUCACACAUCAAGGUCAUGAGAGUAAAGGAAAUGAUCACCAGGGAAGGAUCCUUCUGAUUGGCAAACAAAUUCUCUCUGUCAGCACCUUAGGAAUGUAUAAAGAACAGUGUGGAGAAUAUGCAUUCUGAUGUUGGGGCGUUAAAGGUUAAGUUAGUGUGCUGCUCCCUUACAAGCACUGCAAUAGCUCCCCUGUAUCACGGGUCUUAAUCAAUUUCUGCCGAAAAAAAAUUAACCUUGCAUGCAAAAUCAGUAAGUGGAUUAAAUAGGAAAUAUUUGUUAACUUGUUUUUUCAAACGUUGUCAAGCUUUUUAUCGCUUUUUUUAGUCAAUUAAACAUGCAUUUUAUUCCGAGUAAGAAAUUUUCGUAAGCAUUUUUUCGCUGUAACACUUUAACUCCCAAGAUCUUAUUAGUAAUUCUCCUUACCGUCUGCCAUACAGUUAAUGUGAUGCUUGUUUGGAGAAUUUGGUAUUGGAUCAACUUAUAAUCCCCUCAUUGAGGGGAUUAUAAGUUGAUAGUUAUUUUUCUAUAUUCUCAUCACUUGUGUGGUUGAUAUUGUAUUGAUAUUGUAAGGAGAAAUUCUGUCUUGGUCACUCAUGGGAGCUGAAGGGUUAAAUAUGACACUCUAUUUAGUGAUAAGAGUAGCAUUUUAGCCAAACGCUGUUUGUCUACGUUUUCAUGCGCUUUUAAUUAAGGGAAAAAAAGUUAGAAAAAAGUAGCUCAGUAAACGUGGGUUUUAAGAUAGUUGGGAUAUGGAAGACCCAAAAGCCAGUUGUUGGAAAAAAAAUGCAUUUAUAGUUAGCCAGUUUUCCUUGUUUAUGACGAAAGGCCUCAUUUUUAAACAAAAAAUUGGCUAAAAAAAAAGUACAAUGCAAUGUAUCUAUCUCAAUUUCAUUAAAGCAUUUAUAAACUUCUCACGUGAUAUUAUGUAACUGCGAUGGUUACUGAUCUGUCUCUGAACAGUUUCGAUUAUUUUGGCUGUAGUGGGGAAACAGGAAAAACUAUCCUCCGAUUUUCUUAAAAAGUUCACCGAUUCUGGACCUAUUAAGUGCCAAUGUGCUAUGUAUGAUUAAAUCUCUGCGGGGCGGUUGCUAAUU
Pocillopora verrucosa is the source of this 2391-nucleotide messenger RNA. RefSeq names its product protein rolling stone-like. The record is from RefSeq and is a predicted model, not a curated record. Gene Ontology annotation, cellular component: membrane. NCBI's taxonomy places the organism in Eukaryota, Metazoa, Cnidaria, Anthozoa, Scleractinia, Pocilloporidae.